AGAGGCUAGUGACACCGAUGAAAUAGAGUUUUGUAUGGUUUAAACUACCCUCCCUCUCUCUCUCUCUCUCUCUAUAAAAUGCACCAUGCACUGUAAUUAUUAUUUAAAUUUGAAGCACAGGAAAUCUGCAAUUGCGUUUCUCUCUCCCUCUUUCCUUUGACCAAAACCCUAAAACAAACUCAUCACGCGAAGCACUGCUGUGACUCGUCGCAAACUACCAAGACUAAUGGAAAAAGGAAUGAGCCCAACCUCUCAAUUUGUCCAACCCAAGGAUGAGGAGUACAAGUUGGAGGAAUCGGGGAAAAGAAGGAAAAUACUUAAGGAUGAUGAGCACAUGGUGGUGGAGGAUCGUAUCAGUAAGUUGCCCGAUCAGGUUAUUGUUAGCAUAGUGUCACUUUUGCCGCUAAAGGAAGCAGCAGCUACCAGUCUCCUUUCUAGGAGAUGGCGGUAUUUCUGGUCAUCUACUAUGACUCUCAAUUUAGAGGCUGUUAAUUUUGAAGACCGUAAGACCUUAAGCUACUUCUAUCAACUUGACGAUGAUAUACGAGAACAAAAAGGCCAUGAAUACGUCAAUUGGGUGAAUCACGUGUUGGAGCAGCAUAGAGGCCAAAGCAUUGAACGAUUCCGGGUUAUCUUUUUUCUAGAUAACGACUUUACAAGUUCCAUUGAUAAAUGGGUUCAAUUUGCAAUGGAAAAGAGAGUUCAAGUACUUGAGUUGGACUUAUUGACAGCUUGGGGGGGUUUCAACGACGAUGACUAUACAUUUCCCUACAAACUAUUGGGUCUGGAAAAGGGAUCUGCUUCGACUCACCAGUUUUCUGUCAUUCCAAGUCUAAGCUCCGGUGGAUAUUACAAUAAUAUUGGUUUCAAGUCCCUCAAAGUUAUUCGUUUUCAACAUGUUGGUGUGACCGGGGAGCUUGUUGAGUUCUUCUUGUCCAACUGUCCACUUCUUGAGCGAUUGUCUCUAACUUUUGCCAAAGAUUUAGUUAAUUUAAGAGUUGUCGGUCCCUCUAUUGCAUUGAAAUAUUUGGAGAUAAAAUAUUGUCAACGACUCAGAAACAUUGAGAUAUGUGAUGCAAACAUUGUUUCAUUUAUUUAUUGUGGAGGGUUGAUAUCUUUGCAUCUCAAGAAUGUACCACUGCUUGUUGAUGUAACCUAUUACAAGUGGAACAUUUAUGCUGAAUUCACAAGGCUUGUGUUCAACCAACUUUCACCCUGUCUUUCUCAUAUAGAGAUUCUGAAGCUAGAUAUCAGAGGAGCGGUCUACAAUCAAAAUCAUGUACUUCCCAUACUAGCAAAUCUAAAGCAUUUGCAAUUAUUAGUUGAUGCAGACAACUGUUGGUCCCUUGCUCGCUUAGCUUCUUUUAUGAAGGCAGCCCCUUACAUGCAGAGACUUGUUUUGGGGUUGGGUUUCGGAAUAUCCAGUGUGGAGUCAGCAAAAAUAGAGAAAGCUGCCAAAUGCGCCCAUUACUACCUCAAGGAAGUAGAAAUAUCAGGGUAUCGUGGUCACAAAUGUUGUGUUAAACAUGUCAUGUACUUGAAAAAGAAUGCUCUUGCAUUGGAGAAGAUAGUUAUAAAUCUUGUCCGGUUUUGGUGUGCGCCUACUGGAUACGAGUGCAAUGUCCUAGCAGUUAAUGAGGAAGAGAAUGCAAGAGAUCAUGCUACCCAAUACCUUAAACAAAAAAUGCCUUCUACCAUAGAAUAUGUAUGCCUCUAGUAUUAAGCUCAACUGCUUAUCUUAGUAAUAUAUCUAGUGUUUUUAUUGAUAUCAACUAUUAGACUUUGAUAUAUCUAUGUUUACU
Molecule: messenger RNA, 1802 nt
Organism: Prunus avium (sweet cherry)
Lineage: Eukaryota; Viridiplantae; Streptophyta; Magnoliopsida; Rosales; Rosaceae
Product: F-box/FBD/LRR-repeat protein At5g22700-like
Molecular function (GO): protein binding
Source: RefSeq, a predicted model, not a curated record